GGCGGCGACGACGACCCCGCGACGUCGACGUCGGCUGGCUGGCGGCGGCGGCGGCGGCAGCAGCGGCGGAAACGACGCGUCGGUGGCGACACCAGCGGUGGCCGCAGCAGAUGAACGGCGGCGGUGUGCGGCGGCCGCACACGGUUCGGCCCGAUACAGUCGUGGAGGGAGUGCGAAAUCACGCUGACGCUGUGAGUGGCGCGCAUCACGUCGUCGUGCUUGAAGCGCUUGAACGUGCCGAUCGAACGUGUCAUCGAGGACGCGAGUGAACGCGCGCCGGGUGAGGAAAAAGAAGAAAAGUUAUCCUCCUGAGGGGAGGAGGUGUAAGAAAGUUGCCGAAGGUCCUCCGAAGGGGGUAGAAAAAGAACCGGCAGAGCGAGAGAAACUUGGUGGGUAAGCGCGAAAAAGGAAAACAAACGACGCGGGGGGGGAGGGAGGAGAAAAAAGUCGCGGAUGCGGAGGAACGACGUGAGGAACAAAGUGUGGCUCGAGAGGGAAAGAAAAACGAUGUGAGGAAGAAGUGCGAAGGGAUAUUUGAGUGAUACCGCGGAAAGCGCGUGGGCAAAGGAUACCGCCAAAGCGGAUCGGCGAUGUGAUAUUGCGACAAAGAAUUGCCGCGCGGUGAAACCACGCGCGACCGCUUCGAUUUCCGCGAUCGCGAUCCAGCACCACCAUCAUCGUUAUCCGGUCUGAGGUCUCCGAGGAGAUCUUUCGCGAGUCCAGCGGUCCAGUGCAGUCUUGUUUAAUCCCGUGUGUCGCUUGCGCGUUGUACGUGACGCGUCGCGGAACCCGUUGAUCUCGGCGAUCGGAAAUCGCUCGCCCGCGACUCGUUCCGACCACGACCGAGAUCUCUUUCUCGUUUCCCGUCUUGAGAAAAAGGUGAAAAUGCGCGGUUAUCGCGCACGCGAUAGCCGGCAGACGUGCCGUCCGGGCUCCGGACUGGACUGAAGCUCUUCGAAGGGGUAAAAGGGGGCAAUCCGCCGUCAGUUGGAUCAGUGUGCGUUCAGACAGUGCGGGUGGAUGUACGACGACGACGACGACAACAACGACGUUGUUCCCUGGUGAUCGGUGUUGCUAUGAUCGUGCCGCGUUGGUCCCGUCACGUGGAACGAUCAUGAUUUACUUUAGGCCACACGACGGUAGGAGUCUACGGUACAACGCGAACGCGAGACACUUGAACGUGCUCGUCGUGCCGCUCUUUCCGCUCUGGAUUAUCGGCGCGUUCUGCGUGAAGGACAUACCCAUAUCACACAUCGUGGCACUGGUCGGAGAUUCCACCUAUCUUCCCUGCGACAUAUCAACCACUCACGAGGGGGACUCCGUGCAUCUUGUGCUCUGGUAUCGCGAGGAUCUCGGUACAUCAGUUUACAGUAUCGACGCCAGGAACCGGGAGUUCGGUGUCGCCGAAAGAUGGUCGGACGACAGCGUAUUCUCGCAUCGCGCCUAUUUCAUGCUGGACAAGCAACCGGCGCAGCUGGGCGUCGAGAAUACGAGGGAAGAGGACGCCGGUAUCUACAGGUGUCGCGUCGAUUUCCAAAUCGGUCAGACGAGAAACUCCAAAGUCAAUUUAACUGUAAUCGUGCCGCCGCGCAAGAUUACGAUCCUCGACGAGAACGAGAACGGACGCAGCAAGAUGGUCGGGCCGUAUGUGGAGGGCGACAAUCUGCGGCUCUUCUGCGACGUUCGUGGCGGUAAACCGGCGCCGAUGGUGUCCUGGUAUCGCAACAACAAAUUCGUCACCAAUCAGACCACGACGCCCAGCAGCGGCGUGACGCGCAGCGAGAUCGUCAUAGAGAAUCUGAACCGAGACGACGUCCACUCGGUGCUGACCUGCAACGCCACGAAUAACAAUAGGUCGAUUCCGCUGUCGUCGUCGGUCAACGUGGACAUGAAUUUCAGCCCGUUGGAGGUGAAAAUAAUUGACGGAAACCGACCGCUGUCGGCGGGCAAGAAGUAUGACUUGGUCUGCACAACCUCCGGUUCCAGACCACCGGCCGGCGUCACCUGGUGGAGGAAUGGUCAGCGCUUGGUAGAUUCCAAGGAGACCACCUCCGUCGAUGGGAACACGACCACCAGCGUUUUAUCUUUCAUGGCGACGAAAGCAGACGCGGGCAGACACUUGUCGUGUCAAGCUGAAAAUCGAAUCAUGGGAACCGCGCCGAUAGAGGACGGCUGGGUACUCCAGAUACAAUACACACCGGAGACGCAGAUCCAGCUCGGCACGUCGCUGAACCCGAACACCAUACGGGAGGGCACGGACGUCUACUUCGACUGUCUCAUACAGGCCGAGCCGUCGGUGUACAAGGUGGAAUGGCGGCAUCAGGGCAAGACACUCCAUCACAACAUCACGCAGGGCAUCAUAAUCAGUAACCAGAGUCUGGUGCUGCAGGGAGUUGAUCGCAAAAGCGCCGGCAAUUACACGUGCGUAGGAUACAACACCGAGGGCGACGGCGAGAGCUCGCCCUUUUAUCUGAACGUGAUGUUCGCUCCUACGUGCAAGCCGAACCAGACUAAGGUCCACGGCGUGGCAAAACAGGAGAAGGCGAAUAUAUCCUGCCAAGUAGAUGCAAAUCCGCCGGAAGUGCAAUUCAAGUGGACCUUCAAUAACUCCGCCGAGAGUAUCGACGUUGCGGCCGGCCAUAUCGCACGGGCUGGCACAUCCUCCAUCGUCUCAUACACACCAAUGACGGAAUUAGAUUACGGCACGUUACUCUGCUGGGCCAGCAAUCACAUCGGGCAACAACAAGUGCCCUGUGUAUAUCACAUUAUACCUGCGGGCCGACCGGACAUGGUUCACAAUUGCACGACUUCGAACACGUCGACCAACUCGUUCUCUGUGCGGUGCACGGAGGGCUUCAACGGCGGGCUGCCGCAGUCCUUUCUGCUGGAGGUGCGCGAGAGCAACAGCCAGGAGUUGCGUGCCAAUCUGACGUCGCCGGUGCCGCGCUUCAGCGUCACUCAAUUGGACUCCGGCGCCCUUUAUCAAGCCUGCAUUUACGCCUACAACGACAAGGGCCGCAGCGAGGCGAUGGUGGUGCAGGCUGGCACUCUGCGGCUGCCGGAAAAACAACUGACGUCCGAGUCGGAACGACCAAGACAACAUGACAAUCUAACACCGAUGCUGAGCGUGACGAUCGGUGUUGUUCUAGCCCUUAUUAUCGUCGCCAUUAUAGUGAUGAUCAUCUUGCGAAUCCAGCAUACGCACGUGGAGGAACAGAAUAAGUCGCAGAUGGAGGAUCAUGCGAAGCAGACGAAGGCCGUCCCAAUACAAAGAGAGCUGCGAUUCCGAGAGGGAUGCAGUUUGCUCGCGGACGAGAAGCAUCCCAGCAGUCCGUUCAGAAAACUGGACACCAGCGGCGAUCUCAGCGAGAGUGACGAAAAGAAUCCUGAUAUUAUUCCACAGCAGAUCACUGGUGACGAGCCGUCAGAAUACUUGAGAAAAAGACGUCUGGUGUCAACGAUCGAGACGUCACCGUCGAGGAGUCUUCUCGAGCACUCGACGGUCACCUCCAUCAGCGGACACAGCAGUUAUGUUGGCUACUGCACGAUUCGCAACGGCAUGCCACUGCACGAGUUCUCCAACUUGUCAACAAAGCACAAAAGCUUUCAGCCGAUGGUGGGCGAUGUUUACGAGAGUGGCGUUUGCACCCUGCCCAGGCAACACUGGCCCAGCCAGAGCGUUCAAUCGAUGUCGAUGACAAUGAGUCCGCCAAUGUUGUACGCCGGUCUGGGCGUCGUCACCAGGACCUGUCCGAGCGGCACGUUGCUGACGAAGGACUGUGAGACACGAGUGCCUGGUCAAUGCUGUCCAGCAGUCCAGACGCAGAAGGACGCGACGAUAGGCACGCCAGUGGUGAUGGCCAAGAGGGAGAGCUCCGUGUGACCCUACACCCAUCACGGGGCCUGCACCUGCAGCGUGAGCGAGCUGCUGUGAAUCACGCCGUUGUUAGCUGCGAGACAGCCGCGGAUUCCGGACGACACAUGGCCAUCCAGGAAACGUUUAGGAGACAUCAAUAGAUCGUGCGAAGAUUAGAACGUCUUUUAAAAAAAGGCUAAGCGAAACUUUAAUGAAAGCUCCGAAAGACGUUUGGACAAUCGUUAUCUAGAUUUGAAAAUUAAGAUGUCUCCUUCAGACGAUUCGUAGCGGGAUGAUUCCUUUUACCAGAACUGGAACAUCCCUCUCCGACGCCUGCGUCGUCCGGGACGCUUUAAGCGCGCGAGCCGGUUUGAGUUCGACGGGUUUACGUUUUCACUCCACGACGUCACGAUUUGAAAAUCUCUGUUGAAUCAAGUGCCCUUUUUACACAGAAGAACGGCGAACACCCCGACCGGCUGCUCCGCUGGCUUCUCCCAUCUCGUGUGCGUAGCCUCGUGACCAGACCCCGGUAGAAACUUCACGACGGGCAGUCUCGGUAUGGUAGAAAGAGUGAGUUUACGAAAAUGUGCGUACGCGAGCUUGCGAGUUCGCCGCACAUACUCCUGUACAUACCUCGGAAGAGACACGGAAGAUAUUUUGUACGAGUCGCGUAUAUUAACGAUUUAUUCCCACUUUUACUAUGAACACAACACUGUACAAUUUGUCUAGUCGAUGUAAGUAUAAAUAUGUAUAUGCGUUAAAGUCGUCGGGGAGGCGCCAGACCAGAAUAACGUACACUGAGGGGGAUUGAUCAUCGCCGUCGCGUCACGCCACGCGCGCGGCGUAAUUAUUUAUAACGUUGACAACGCGAAAUAGCAGGACUCUCGCGGGUACGGGAGAGAGAAACGGGGGCGGUGAAGUUGUCAGAGACAUAUCGUUUGUAUCUCCAUCCGCGGGAAUCGAGUGCGAGACGAGGCGUACGAAGGGCGCGGCGGAGUAAUGAGACGUAAGAGAGAGAAAGAAGAGGCGCAGGAAUAGAUAAAGAGGAAGAAAGAAAAAGAAUCCCCGCCGCGCUUUCGCCUCAGUCUGCAGGAUUCUGGAUUUCACCGUAAUAUUAAGUAUCUCUUGUACAAUGUAUAAAGUAACGACUUCUUUCGAAGUAAAUGUACCGAGUAUGAUGAACGUUGUUUUUUCAAAGUCUUGAAUCUUACUCUAUAUAAAGAGAGGACGCCCCCGAUUUACGCCCUAAAAAAAGUGUGGUACAGUAAUCGCGAUAGCACUUCUUUUAACUCACUGCCUGUUUCGACGCUUGUGAAUCUUGUUGGUAACUUCGUUUGGUAGAGGUUUCUUGGCCUCUCUGUAUCAUAUAGCUUUAAAAUGAAAAAAAAAGAAAAAGAAGAGAAACGAAGAUUCGUCGAAGGGCGCCUCGUCAUAUCCUCCGUACGAUACAGGGAUAAUCUCGUCGUUGAUUAGAGCGGCUCGACUCGCGUCUCCCGGCCAUUAGGUCGCUAAUCCGCGAAAGGUAAGAUAAAAAUUAACCAUGUAGCCUUCCGCUUGAGCAAUCAAUUAUUGGGUGCUACAUUCCAACUGUAUUACGUGAGACACCGCGCAUCAGAAAUUUCUCUUUUUCGCGCGCGAAAUAACAUGGCGUGUUUUGCUUCGAUCUGUAUAGAUUGAUUUUUCGUGUAUAGGAUUUACGCUCCGACGAUUCGCGACUGCAAAGACUCACUUAAAGGCCAGAAUUUCAUAUAGUGAGAGAGAGAGAUGUGUCUUUCGAUGUUCAAGACUAAUUGUUCCAGAAUUCGACAAUGUAUUCAUAAUUAAUCUACCGAUGAAAUAAUUGUGUAUUUUCUUUGUUUUUUUAAUUCAAUGUUCUGAAACAGUAAUAUCGGUUUAUUUGAAAAAACGGAAACGGAAGUUUGAGACACAGCUCUUUCAAGCGCGUUUAGAAAGCACAAAAGUUAAUUUUUUUUUGUUCCUUUUACAUUUUCAAUUAUUGAGCGUUAAAUUAUUUUCUGUCAUUCUCUAUAAAUGAAUUUCAUCUUUUGAAUAGAGUCGCGAUUUCCGUUGCUUUCAACGCGGCAAUGUCGGCAAAGCUAAAAGUUUGAAACAGCACAGUAUUUGUCUACUAGAUCGGAACUCCGUGCAAAUUGACCAUAAAGGGAAUGUAGGUUGUGACUGUUUGCAGUUGCGUUGUCGUCGUCGUCGUCGCAAUCUGUUAUAUGUGUUUGCAAAUGAAUAUGCAGAAGAGCCGAUCCUACACACGAACGAAACGCGCGCGCGCUUGUUUCGUUUUCCGUUCGCCGAAGGGAACGAUGGAUGGGCGAUUAUCGGGGAUACUUAGCGAAUUAUUCGAUGUGUAAGGAACGUAGAAAACGGCCGCCGAACCGAAGGUUUUACGAGCCGUAAAAAAACUAUCACGAGAAUUUCUAGGGCGAACACACACGUUGUUUCCUCGAUCGCUUAGACGUUACGUUAACACGUCGCGCUCCCGUGAAGAUCUAUUAACAUUAAAAAAAAAAA
Messenger RNA from Monomorium pharaonis (pharaoh ant), 6379 nucleotides. Its product is annotated as neural cell adhesion molecule 2. Bases 1115 to 3883 code for a protein of 922 amino acids. Lineage: Eukaryota; Metazoa; Arthropoda; Insecta; Hymenoptera; Formicidae. The transcript is spliced from 14 exons. Gene Ontology annotation, molecular function: protein binding. The record is from RefSeq and is a predicted model, not a curated record.